Messenger RNA from Electrophorus electricus (electric eel), 1289 nucleotides. RefSeq names its product angiotensin II receptor-associated protein (gene agtrap). Gene Ontology annotation, biological process: regulation of blood pressure; angiotensin-activated signaling pathway. Gene Ontology annotation, cellular component: plasma membrane. The record is from RefSeq and is a predicted model, not a curated record. NCBI's taxonomy places the organism in Eukaryota, Metazoa, Chordata, Actinopteri, Gymnotiformes, Gymnotidae.
CAAGCGUUGGGUAGCGCGAGGCAGUCCGCCCACCGGAGCUACGCGGGGCCAGGCUGCAGAGCGAGCAUCGCUCCGUGGAAAUGGAAGUUCCAGCCAUAAACCUCAAGGCCAUCCUGCUUAUCCACUGGUUGCUGACCAUCUGGGGUUGCAUGCUCUGGCUUCCUCCCUCUUAUACGUGGGGGAACUUCACGAUGUUGGCCAUGGGGGUGUGGGCCAUGGCUCAGCGGGACUCUGUAGAUGCCAUACUGAUGUUUCUGCUCGGAAUGACUGUAACCAUAGUGACCGACAUCGUCCACUUUGGGCUCUUCUACCCCGCGAAAGCGAGAAUUACGCACACGGGACGCUUCAGCAUCGGCAUGGCGAUCCUCAGUCUGAUCCUAAAGCCUCUCUCCUGCUUCUUCGUCUACCAGAUGUACCGCGAGAGGGGGGGGGACUACAAUAUUCACUUCGACCUGGAGACGUCCGUGGACAGCCGGUGCACCACUGACAGUGCUGACAGCACUCUCCUGGGCCGCCGUUACUGAGAGCUUCCGUCCCCUCUCCUUACCCCGCGUGCCGCUGUCGAUGUCUCUGUGCGGGUGUUUGCGUUUUGCUCUCUAUUCUUCUCCUCUAGCGUUGUGCGCUGUGAACAGACGGUGGGAUUUUCCUCUCACCGAUCUUCCUGUGCCGCUGUUUGUUUCCGUUGUUUAUGAUUUGUGUGAAUGUGACUGUCAUGGUGUCAGUAUGCAUGCGAGUUGACAUCCGGACUGCUUUACUGUAAAAAAAAAAAAAAAAAAAAAAAAAAAAAAAAAAAAAAAAAAAAAAAAAAAUGCAGGGAUUGAAUUCUAGUUUGGAGUCCAAAGAUGUAAACGUUCCUCGCUGGUCUUUCAGGCUUACUAUCAAAUCUGUUGUGAAAUGUUGUGCAUCAAAAAAGGGAAACUGUAAAUAGAAGUUUGAUGGAAGGCAGACAGUUGUGUAGAAGAUCAGAAAAGAGAUUAUUGCUUUGAGAUGCUUGAGUCUGCAAGUUUUGAAUUUGAUUUUUUUUUUAAAGUUUAAUUCAUAUUUCUUCUAUAGAGUGAAGAACUUUUAUAAUACAUUGAAAACUCUAAAGCUUGUGAGUCUCUUGAUACCAAUAUAUAUAUACACAAAGAGGAUGUCUUGGUGGUUUAUGCCUUUGGAAUUUAAAGGGAUUUUUGUUGGUGGUGGGUUUUUGUGCCAUUGAUUGAAGAAAGAAUGUUUUUAUUCUGCUAAGUUAUUUCUGAAUUAGAUUGGCCAAUAUUCUUUUUAAUAAAUUUUUUUUUUUAAGAAAA